AUGGGCGUGGACGCACCGCCGAAGGACGCCAAGAUUAUGGCCCAGAUGGCCGAGAUGCAUAAGCUUGCAGAGACGCUGACCCCUGAUAGGGCACGCGAAAUGCUUGUUGCAGGGCGUUUGCAACCCAUGCAGAUUGGCGCACUUAUGUCUUCUGGCAAGCUGAAGGAGGAGACCAUGCAGUUCUUUAUCACCGUCGCCAAGAAGGAUCUAGAGAGGAUGGAGGACGAAUAUGAGUCUAAAGUAGCCGAUAUGACCAAGCGAGAGAGGAAGGAAGCUGGAGACACCAUCCUGAGAAAGAAGGCCAAUAUCUCUAGGCUAGAGUUCUUUAAGGAUCUCCAGAAAAUCCCCAAGCUCAAGCCCACAAAGCUUAUUUUGCUUGUUGGCUGGUCGCUUGCAAUGUCUUCUUUGGACAUGACAAUUGUCAACAUUUGCAACCCCCUUAUCAUGCAUGAGAAGAACUUUGUCGGGCCACAAGGAGGCGAGAUACCAAUGUCCACCAUUCAGUGGAUCAAUGACAUAUACUCUGUCGCGUUCGCGUCGUUCGCCAUCCCCGCCUCAAAGAUUGGUGACAGGUAUGGCGUUACGGUGGUGCAUAGAUGGGGUGUCUCUGGGUUUGUGCUUUUUUCUACCCUCUGUGGCCUCUCCAGAUACAUUAGUACCGACAUGACACCUUGGCCAUAUGGAGGUUUUUAUGUUCUCAUAGGGUCACGACUCUUUCAAGGGAUCACCGCUGCAUUCCUUAUGGCGAACACCAUGUCACUCUGCGGGAUUCUAGUGGAACAAAAAGACAUUCCAACCGCAAUGGCUAUGAAUUCGAUGGCGUUCGCUGCGGCGACAGCUCUUGGACCCCCGCUUGGUGGCAUGCUGGGACAGUUUGUAGGCUGGGACUUCUGCUUCUUCAUUAACAUUUUCAUCGGGUUCUUUUCUAUUCUUUUCUGUUGGCUCUAUCUCCCUAAGGUUCCUCGCUUCAAGGAGAGCAAGUUUGACUACGUGGGCACCAUCCUUAUCCUGGUAUCUCUUAUCGUGAUGAUCAUGGGGCUUACCUUUAUCCCUCCGGAAAAGAACGCCGUCGCUAUGGGGAUUGUCCUCUUCCUCCUAGGCAUUGGCGGGAUCGUUGGGUUUGUUUUCUGGGAGCUUAAGCAUCCGUUUGCAAUUCUUCCCCGAGCAAUUCUCACUAAUAAAAAGAUCAUCUACUCUCUUCUGGCCGGUCUUUGGAACUUUGCGCUCAUCGUCACGGUUUCGUUCCAGAUGCCGUUUGCCCUGCAGAACAUCCAUCAGCUGGAGCCUUAUGUGGUCGGUCUCCUUUCCCUCGUGUCUCCUAUAGCCCAGACGGCAUCCUCCAUUGUCUGCAACUUCCUUGCAAAGAAGAUGACAAGUUACAUCAUUAAGCUGGUCGUAUCCAUCUAUGUUGCUGUUCUCAUCAUUAUUCUAGGGUUCAUCAUCCCUUAUGAUAUUGGUUGGAUUGUUAUCUGCAACAUGAUGUUCUCGUUCGGCCUGGGUGUCUUCUUUACCACUAAUAAUCAGUUCAUGAUGGCUAUAGCAACGCCCGAUAUUAGAGGUAUGAUGGGUGGCUGUAUCCAGACCUUCCGCGAAGCUGGGUAUGCCAUUGGUAUUGCUCUAGUCAAUGUCAUUCACGAUCUGUACAUGAAUCUCAACUGGGGGAGCGCAGAAGUUCCUUACCCACAGAUCAACUCUAACCCUCUAUGGGUGAAGUACACAAACGUUUACUACAACGCCUUUGCUGUUACGGAUAUCGUCAUGUCCCUUGUAAGCAUCCUUGCCAUGUGCUUUGCGCUUCUUUCUGGCACGAGUAUAUUUGAGGCGGACAAGUUCGGCUAUCCAAAAAAGUUGAGGCUUAAGAUAGAGGCAGAAAUGAGCGCCUCGGCAGAAGUAGAUCGCGCCACCGGUUCUCCAGCUGGUCCUGGUGCAGUUCAGAACCCUAAGGCAGAUCCCGAGGAGGAGCCCCUAGUCAUCGAAUAA
Molecule: messenger RNA, 1980 nt
Organism: Giardia duodenalis
Lineage: Eukaryota; Fornicata; Diplomonadida; Hexamitidae
Product: Multidrug MFS transporter
Exons: 1
Coding region: 1-1980 (659 amino acids)
Biological process (GO): transmembrane transport
Cellular component (GO): membrane
Molecular function (GO): transmembrane transporter activity
Source: RefSeq, a predicted model, not a curated record